This is a messenger RNA of Ceratina calcarata, 4845 nucleotides long. RefSeq names its product structural maintenance of chromosomes 4-like protein gluon (gene glu). Gene Ontology annotation, molecular function: ATP binding; protein binding; ATP hydrolysis activity. Bases 212 to 4288 code for a protein of 1358 amino acids. NCBI's taxonomy places the organism in Eukaryota, Metazoa, Arthropoda, Insecta, Hymenoptera, Apidae. The record is from RefSeq and is a predicted model, not a curated record. Gene Ontology annotation, cellular component: chromosome; condensin complex. Gene Ontology annotation, biological process: mitotic chromosome condensation. The transcript has 8 exons.
GUUAUGAUUUCAAAUUUGAAUUCGGGACAACGCCAGCAACGCCGGUUCAUUCAUUACGUUAUUCGGGACGCGGUUUAUUUACAAUUUAAAAGUCGACGAUGUUCUUAAACAUCCUUGAAACUAGGUAAAAUAAUGGUGAAAUGGAUAUUGUCGUGAAUUUAAGUGUAAUUCGUAAAGUAAUACAUUCCUUUUUGACAAUAUCGAAAACCGAAUGAGUGAAAAAUAUAUGAACGAAAUGACUGACGAAGUUGCUAAAAACAAUGCUGUUGAGGAAAUGGAAGUUGAAGAAGAGGAUAUUGGCCUGGAUAUGGAUGAAGAAGGUGGGUUAAGAGUGGAUGACGACAUAUAUAUACCACCACCUCUUCCAGCAACAAAUCAACUGAAUAGUAAUGGUCCAAGACUAAUGAUCAAUAAGAUUGUGAAUGAAAAUUUUAAAAGUUAUGGAGGUACAAAGGUCAUUGGCCCAUUUCACAAGUGUUUCUCAGCUAUUAUCGGGCCGAAUGGAAAUGGCAAGAGUAAUGCAAUAGAUUCAAUGUUGUUUGUAUUCGGAUAUAGAGCUAGUAAGAUUAGGUCAAAGAAACUAUCAGUUUUGAUACACAAGUCAGAACAGUAUCAGAAUAUCACUAAGUGUACAGUGUCUGUACAUUUCCAACAAAUUAUUGAUAAACCCGGUACGGAUUAUGAUGUUGUCCCAAAUAGCGAAUUUGUUAUAUCGCGAUCAGCAUUUAAGGAUAAUUCAUCUUAUUACGAAUUGAAUAAGAAGAAAGUUCAGUUCAAAGAGAUUGCCAAACUUUUGAGGUCUCAUGGUGUAGAUUUGAUUCACAAUCGUUUCUUAAUUUUACAGGGGGAAGUAGAACAAAUAGCAAUGAUGAAACCUAAGAGUCAGAAUGAGAACGAGACUGGUAUGCUUGAAUAUCUAGAAGAUAUAAUCGGAACGGUUCGGUUCAAAGAACCGAUAGAAAAGUUAUCAGAAAAAGUAGACCUUCUGACGGAAUAUAGAGCUGAAAGAUUAAAUCGCCUUAGGAUGGUUGAGAAAGAAAAAGAAGGUUUAGAAGAACCUAUGCAGGAAGCUAUCCAAUACUUAGAGGUGGAAAAUGCAAUUACAAAACUGCAACAUGAAAUUUAUUGUCAUCAAAGAUAUAAAACAACAGAAGAGCUCGCACAACAAGAGGGUAAAGUAAAUGAAUUAGAGACGGAUAUGUCCAAUCUUAUGAGUAAAAUGAAAGAGAUUUCUGAUGAGAAAGAGGAAAAGAGAAAAGUAAUGGAAGAAAGAAGUAAGGCAUGGAAUGAUUUACAGAAACGGAAAGAUAAAAUUGAUACGGAGUUUGAUAAUCUGAGAAAACAUGAUGAGUCGCUUCACGCGGAAUUCGUGGAAACGAAUAAAAGACGGAAAGCUAAUAUUGCAUCUUUAAGAACAGAGAAAUCUAAUCUUGAAGAACAAUCUAAGGUACCUGAAAAAAGUACAAAAAAUAUUCAGGAGUGCGAAGAGCUUGUCGAGAAACAUAUGAAGAGCAAAGAGAAAGAAGAAGCAGAAUUAGAAAAAUUGAUGGCUGACCUAAGUAGAAAAACGGAACCACUGGCAAAUGAACGUUCGAAGCUUGAGAAGACAUUGAUAUCUCUAAGAAAAGACGUUGAUCAAGCUCAAGCAACGUUUAAUAUUGCUCAAUCCGAACUAGAACUGUACAUGUCAGUUGAAUUGAAGGAAAAAGAAAAAUUAGAAAAGUUAAGACAGUCGUUGAAAUCGACAACAAACAAUUUGAAUGCACGGGAGGAAGAACUGAAAAGUUUAACAAAUAAAAUUCCUCACACUGAACAGAAAUUGGCAGAAGCGCAACAGGAAUGGCAAACGGUGAAAACGAAAGAUGUUGAAAUGAGUUCAAAAUUGAGAGACAGGAGAAUUUCGUUUGAAGAACAGAGGGCAGCUAUGCAAGCGAACAGGUCAAGAAACAGAAUUGUAGAUACUUUAAUGCGUGAGAAAAGGGAAGGCAGAAUUCCUGGCGUUUUUGGAAGAUUAGGUGAUCUCGGUGCUAUAAAUGGGAAAUACGACGUCGCAAUUUCGACAGCAUGUGGUCCUUUGGACAAUAUCGUAGUCGACACAGUCGCGACCGCGCAAGCGUGUAUCAUGUUCCUUCGGCAGAACGAUAUAGGACGCGCAACGUUCAUACCGUUAGAAAAACAACAACGCUUUUUAUCAAAAUGCAAAGAAAAGAUACGAACACCAGAGAAUGUGCCAAGGCUCUUCGAUCUUAUACAGGUUGAAGAUGAAAGAGUUUUGCCGGCAUUUUAUUAUGGAUUACAAGAUACGUUGGUUGCGAAUGAUUUGGAUCAAGCAACGCGUAUCGCGUAUGGACAGCAACGUUUCAGGGUAGUUUCGUUGAAAGGCGAGUUAAUUGAAUUGUCAGGCACAAUGAGCGGAGGUGGCAAGACGGUAUCCAGAGGUAGAAUGGGACAAAAAGUUGUGAGAAAUGAACUAUCAGCGGCGGAUAUCGAAAAGCUAGAACUAGAUUUGUCUAAACUCAGCGAAGAGUGCAAUCAAUACAGAGCCAGAGGUCAAGAGUUAGAAAAUCAGGUUCAUAGUUUAAAUGUAAGUUUAAAGGAUAUGAAAGUUAAUAAAGAGAAGUUACGUAUCGAUGUGAAGGCGUUACAAGAAGAGAAGGUAUCGCUGUUAGCUCAAAUUAAGGUGCAAGAACAGAAAGCUAAGGAUUCAGUGUCGGAUCCUAGAAAAGUUGAGCAGUUAGAAAAAGCGAUGAACGGUGCCAAGAAAAACCUGGAAAAAGUAAGCGAAAAUUCGAGCGCUAUUGAAAGCCAAGUGAAUCGUAUCAAUAAAGAAAUAGAGGAUUUAUCAGGCGGCUCUGUAAAAGAAAAGCAAAAACAUAUAGCUAGUUUGAAUAAAGCGAUUGAUAAAGGUAAAGCUGAAAUAUGUAGAUUGCAAGUGGCUAUCAAAACAGCUGAAAGAAAUGUAAAGAAACUUGAACGACAAAUAGAAACCUUAGAAAACGAUAUACAUAAUAGUGAGCAAAGACUUCGCGAUAUUCAAAAAGAAAGACAAGAAUUAGAAGAAAAAGGUCGAGAAUAUUUAAAACUACUGGAAGAACUUAAGCAAGGGCUUUCAGAAAGAGAUGAAGCCAUGUCAUCAUUUAAGGAAGAACUGAACGGUUUACAAACCAGAGAAAAUAAGUUGAAAGCAAUUAAGAUUGAUCUCGAUCAGAAAUUAAAAGAGCACAAGAGCAUAAUGAAAGAAUUAAAACAUACGAUUCCAGAACUCACGAAAAGAAUAGCUGGCAUGAAACUUCAAGUAAUACCUGGUAAGAACACUGAGGAGUUGAAGAACUUCACGGAGGACGAACUCAGUAUGUUAGAUGCAAAUGCUCUUGUAGCUAAUUUACAAAAAACUAAGAAAAGAUUACCUGCGGAAGUACCGAAUAUGCAAGUUAUCGAGGAGUAUAAAGAAAAAGACGCAUUGUAUUUGCAACGUGCGGCGGACGUGGAAAAAAUGACGGUCGAACGCAAUAGAAUGCGAGAGAUUUACGAAACAGCAAGACGUCGCAGAAUUCAAGAAUUCCUAGCUGGUUUCACUAUCAUCACCGACAAAUUGAAAGAAAUGUAUCAAAUGAUCACGUUAGGCGGUGACGCGGAACUGGAAUUAGUCGAUUCUUUGGAUCCUUUCAGCGAGGGCAUCGCUUUUAGUGUGAGACCUCCUAAGAAAUCUUGGAAAAACAUUUGCAAUCUCAGCGGUGGUGAAAAAACUCUGAGCUCUCUCGCGCUCGUGUUCGCGCUCCAUCAUUAUAAGCCGACUCCUUUAUAUUUUAUGGACGAAAUAGAUGCCGCGUUGGAUUUCAAAAAUGUUUCUAUCGUCGGCAAUUACAUUAAGGAGAGGACAAAAAAUGCUCAAUUCAUAAUUAUAUCUUUGCGAUCUAAUAUGUUCGAACUUGCCGAUUAUCUAGUUGGGAUAUACAAAACGUACAAUUGUACAAAAUGCGUUACGAUCGACGUUGGAAAAUAUUAUGAAAAUAGUGGUAUUGCCCCUCCGUCACAGGUCACUUCCAAGUCGCAGUAUUCACAGAUGCAGAAAUUCAGAAUACAAACUCAAACUCAAACCAGAGAAAAUUGUACACCGAUAAGUGUGCAAUCUGAUAAAGAUCGAGAUCCAAGUACAGACCUUUUAUCCCAAUUGCCCCCGCUAGGAUUAUGUCCAACACCAGAGAAAGUACCACCCAACAAUGUAACGGAGAAUAACAUAAAGGAAGCUACUCAUACAAGACAUUUAAAGAAAAAACGAAAAUUAUGAAAUAUUUACUUUGAUUAAUAUCUUUAACCAUGGAGACAAGGAGAGUAUAUAUUAUUCUCCGAUGGAUUUAUAAUUAGUGGCCUAUAAAAAAUUUAAUUUUAUUCGACAUGACUCUUUAAUUUACUAUUUAUAACUAUUCUUUUCUACGAUCAACCUGAAAAGUAAGUCAGCAAUAUAGUUAUUAAACGCAACUUAAAGUGUUUCAAUACUAACCAUAUUUAUAGUUAUAUGUAUAUAAUUCUAUAAAAGAAUACAGAAUUUAAUUUUCAAAAUAAAUAAUUAUAUAUGUACAACAUACCGGUAUAUAAGACACAUUAUACUUGCACUGAAACUACAAAGAGAUGAUUUAAUAUCUGAUUACAAAUGUGUCAUUCAUUCAUUCAAAAGAUGCAGAGCAUUGAUGAAUUGGGAAAGCCAAAAUUGAAUCAUCCGUUUUUUGUAUGAACUAACUAAUCUGUUUGUACAUUACACUUGGCUUGUAAAAAAAACACAUAAAAACGUUUAAAAUAUUUUUAGAAAUGAGCAUGUAAAUAAAUAUUAUUUUGAUAUACUUUUUU